UUGUUGCUAUGGUACCACUGGAGAUGGACGCUUCAGAGUGAUGCAUUGUGGGUAAUAUGAAACAGCUCCCACCAGAAAACAUCGAUUUAUAUUCUAUAUGACCAAACGCGAUCAAGAUGAAGAGUGUUUUCAUCCUUGAAGACAAAGCCUGGGCGGGUUCUAGCCUUCUAUAUAAGUGGCAGAAAACCCUUGGUAACUAUAUCGCUGUUGCAGGACAGGACAACUCUGUGAAAAUCUUUGAUCGACAUGGACACAUAUGGACUGAACUCAAUCUUCCAGGACGCUGUGUGGGAAUGGACUGGGAUAAAGAUGGGGAUAUUUUGGCAGUGAUUGCUGCAAAAUCCAGCUCUAUCUAUCUUUGGGAUGCCAGCGUCAAUAAAAUAUCUAAGAUAGAGAGCGGCAUGAGAGACCAGAUGUCUUUCAUCCUGUGGUCAAAGAUGAGCCCACUGCUGGCAGUUGGGACAGUCAAAGGAAACCUGCUGAUCCACAAUCAGCAGACCUCACGCAAGAUCCCUGUACUGGGUAAACAUACCAAAAAGAUCACCUGUGGCUGCUGGAGUACUCAGAAUCUACUGGCUCUGGGUAGUGAUGACAACUCUUUGAGUAUCAGCAACGCCGAGGGGGACACGGUCAGACAGACAACACUCCGGGGUGAGCCUGCUGAAAUUUUCUUUUCAGUGAUGAAGACAGAUGAAAGGUCUGCUGUCGGAGAGAGCACAUUGAGUGUGUCUGUGGACAAGAAGAUACUGAUGCUUUUCAGCGUCAAUGACCCGGAAAACCGGAUAGAAUUGACCUUCCAGCGUCACUAUGGAAACAUUGUGUCCUACCGCUGGUAUGGUGAUGGGUACAUACUGAUUGGAUUCUCCCACGGGCACUUUGUGGUUAUUUCCACUCACAUCAGAGAGAUCGGGCAGGAGCUCUAUCAGGCUCACAACCACAAAGAUAGUCUGAACAGCGUGGCCAUCUCAACUUCAUUAAACAAGGCAGCAUCUUGUGGUGACAACAGCAUAAAGAUCCACGAGCUGUCAGAUAUGAAAGAUAUCAGCAAUGUAGUUUGGCUGGAUGAUGAAACCAAGGGUCUUGAUCAGCUGAGCUGGACGGAUGACGGACAGCUGUUGGGGAUUUCGACACAGAAAGGGACGCUCCACGUCUUCCUGACCAAGCUGCCUGUCCUGGGUGGCAGCUUUGGUACCCGGCUGGCCUACCUCACCUCUCUGUUGGAGGUCACAGUGUCCAACCAGGUGGAAGGGGAAAGUCCUGUUACCAUAGAAGUGGAAGUGGAGCCUACUUUCAUUGCGAUGGGUCCAUACCAUGUGGCUGUGGGAAUGAACAACAGAGCCUGGUUCUAUGCCUUGACAGAGCGAGAACCUGGUUUUAAGAAGCUGAAGGACAUAGAGUAUUUGGGGACGAUUGCCAGCAUGUGCCUUAACUUGGACUACGCAGCAGCUCUGUUUGAGGGAAAAGUGCAGCUUCACAUGAUUGAAGGGAAAGACCAGGAGGAGAAGAAGCAGAUGAAGUUGUUUCCAGAUGAUGACAUGAAAGGACGGAUCCUUUGCCACGCUCUUACUGCUGAUUUCCUCUACUACGGCACUGAUUCAGGCAAUGUGGUGUGUGUGUUGGUGGAGGACUGGGAAACAGUGAGCAGCUACAGCCACUUGGUUGGUGUCAGGAAAGUGUUCCCUGACAUAAACGGCACACGGCUGGUUUUCAUCGACGACAAGAACAGCGGCUUCCUACUCUCUCCAACAAUCGCAACAUUCUCCUGCUUUGAGAUCCCAAACUUCUCUCCCACUAUCACUGGAGUGCUUUGGGACAACUGGCACGCUGACAGAGGAGUCUUUGUCGCUUAUGACGAAGACAAGGUCUACACAUAUGCCCUGCAUAAAACCACCAUAUAUGGCCCCAGGGUGGUGUUAGUGGGGAGUACCCCUCUCUUGUUUUCCCAGAAGCCUCUGCUCUUGCACAAUGGGGAGCUGACAUGUCAAACAACCAGUGGAAAGACCAGUGAAGUGGCCCUGAACAGUCACGCCUUCCUCAAGCAGUCAACCAGUACGGCGGCAGUUUCAGCAGCAGAUCUGGCAAAUGCUCUGUUGCUCAAGAGGUUUCAUGAAGCCAUGAAUCUGUGUAAGUCUGCAGGCAGUUCCUCAGACUGGGCAGAGUUAGGGAAAGCCUGUCUGGUCCACAUGGAGGUCGAACUUGCCAUCCAAGUGUUUCGUAUGAGUGGCAAUGUGGGCAUGGUGCUGUCCCUGCAGGGCAUCCAGGGUAUAGAGGACAUGAAUUUACUGGCGGGGCAUUUAGCCAUGUUUCUUGGAGACUACAACCUAGCACAGGACCUCUACAUGUCCUCCAGCUGCCCAAUUGCUGCCCUAGAGAUGAGGAGAGACUUGUUGAAUUGGGACAGUGCUCUGAUGUUAGCUAAGAUGUUAGCAGAAGACCAGAUUCCAUUUAUAUCCAAGGAGUACGCAGUCCAUCUGGAGUUUAUCGGAGACUAUGUGAAUGCUCUUGCUCACUAUGAAAAAGGCAUGACCCAAGAUGUUAAAUUUGAGGAGCAUGAUGAGGCGUGUAAAGCUGGUCUAGCUAGGAUGUCAAUCAGGAUGGGUGACAUCAGGAGAGGAGCAGCUCAGGCGAUCCAGCACCCGAGUCGAGUCCUCAAGAAGGAGUGUGGGGCCAUCCUGGAGACAAUGAAGCAAUUCUCUGAAGCUGCUCAACUCUAUGAAAAAGGCCAGUAUUAUGACAAGGCUGCAUCUGUUUACAUCCGCUGCAAGAACUGGGCCAAGGUUGGAGAGUUGCUCCCACAUGUCUCCUCUCCCAAGAUCCACCUCCAGUACGCAAAGGCAAAGGAGGCAGACGGCAAGUACAAGGAGGCCGCACAGGCCUAUGAGAGCGCAAAAGACUGGGACAAUGUGAUACGCGUGCUGUUGGACCACCUGAACAACCCUGAGGAUGCUGUCCGCAUUGUCAGGGAGACGCAGAGCAUUGACGGGGCAAAGAUGGUUGCCAGGUUCUUCCUGCGCUUAAAUGACUACGGCUCAGCCAUCCACUUCCUGGUGCUGUCUCAGUGCAAUGAUGAGGCUUUCCAACUGGCUCAGCAGCAUGGACAGAUGGAGGUGUAUGCUGAUAUCAUCGGUCCUGAGGCCACGCAGGAGGACUACCAGAGUAUCGCUCUCUACUUUGAGGGGGAGAAAAAACACUUGCAGGCUGGCAAAUUCUUUCAGAAGUGUGGCCAGUACAGCAGAGCACUGAAGCACUUCCUGAAGUGUCCAAACACAGAAGACAACCUGGCUGUGGAGAUGGCUAUAGAGACAGUGGGUCAAGCAAAGGACCCUUCUCUGACCAAUCAGCUGAUAGAUUACCUGAUGGGAGAGAGUGAUGGCAUGCCCAAGGAUGCAAAGUACUUGUUCCGUCUCUACAUGGCUCUGCAGCAGUACAGGGAGGCUGCUCGCACCGCCAUCAUCAUUGCCAGAGAGGAGCAGAGUGCAGGGAACUACCGUAAUGCCCAUGACGUGCUGUUCAGCAUGUACACAGAGCUGCAGGCUCAGAAGAUUAAAAUCCCUGCUGAGAUGGCCACAAAUCUGAUGAUCCUGCACUCCUACCUGCUGGUGAAGAUCCAUGUCAAGAGGGGAGACCACCUAAAAGGGGCACGCAUGCUCAUUCGUGUCAGCAACAAUAUCAGCAAGUUCCCUGCACAUGUUGUUCCGAUUCUGACGUCAGCGGUCAUUGAAUGUCGCCGCGCUGGGCUGAAGAACUCUGCCUUCAGCUUUGCUGCCAUGCUGAUGAGACCAGAGUACAGAAACGAUAUCGACCCAAAGUACAGGAAGAAAAUCGAGGCUAUGGUUCGGCGUCCAGACACAUCAGAGCUGGAGGAGGAAACUACUCCGUGUCCCUUCUGUGGCUUCCAGCUGGCACAGAAUGAUCUGCUGUGCAUCUCCUGCAAGAACAACCUGCCUUACUGCAUCGCCACGGGUCGUCAUAUGCUGAAGGAAGACUGGUGUGUGUGUCCGCACUGUGAAUUCCCUGCUCUUUACUCACAGUUCAUUCUGUUGCUGGAAACGGAGGAGGUGUGUCCCAUGUGCUCAGAGGCUCUGAGCACCAAACAGCUGAAGAAGAUUACAGACUGUUCCAGUUACCUAGAGACUGAAGAAGUGGAUCAAUAGAGAGAGAAAAAAAACAAUCUCAUGUAUAUAACUUUCUCAUCAGUCAAAUGACAUAUUUUCUAUUUGUGUAUAGCCAUCUCAUUAUAUAUAUUUAAAAGGAGUGAGAGUAGCUUUAGUUUUGAAUACUGUGAAGAUAAUAGGAGUAAAUGAAUUUUAAAGAUGUUUCAUAACUAAGAUAAUAAAGCAUUUUAUAUUAAUGUGAA
Molecule: messenger RNA, 4357 nt
Organism: Notolabrus celidotus (New Zealand spotty)
Lineage: Eukaryota; Metazoa; Chordata; Actinopteri; Labriformes; Labridae
Gene: wdr19
Product: WD repeat domain 19
Exons: 36
Coding region: 117-4154 (1345 amino acids)
Biological process (GO): intraciliary retrograde transport; cilium assembly
Cellular component (GO): intraciliary transport particle A; cilium
Molecular function (GO): protein binding
Source: RefSeq, a predicted model, not a curated record